AGCAAAGCCAGUUGUAUUUCUCGAUCACGCCACGACCUCCUGCCGUUCCGAUUAGGAAAAAAGUUUUCUUCUUUGCUCUGCUUUUCGUGUUCAUCUUCACAAGGAGCAAUGGCCAAGAGUUACUUCAAGCAAGAGCAUGAUCUUGAGAAGAGACGUGCAGAGGCUGCUAGGAUUAGGGAGAAAUACCCAGAUAGGAUUCCGGUGAUUGUGGAGAAGGCAGAGAGAAGUGAUGUACCAAGCAUAGACAAGAAAAAGUACCUUGUCCCAACUGACUUGACUGUAGGACAGUUUGUUUAUGUGAUCCGCAAAAGGAUCAAACUGAGUGCAGAGAAGGCAAUCUUCAUAUUUGUGGACAAUGUUCUUCCACCAACUGGUGCCAUUUUGUCUUCCAUAUAUGAAGAGAAGAAGGAUGAAGAUGGAUUUCUUUAUGUUACUUACAGCGGAGAGAACACAUUUGGGGAGCAGAUUCUGCUGUAACCUUUGGUGGAUCAUUUCAGCAUUCCUGUAUUCACCCCUUAAGCAUCAUUGUGCAUAUGAUCCUUAAUUGCAAUCUCGAAUUCUCCAUUACUGUGGAUUGUGGCAGUCAUUUGGUUAUUGUCUUAUUUAAAGACCUGCUGGUGAUAUAAUUGUACAGUUACAUAACCUUAAGUUAUCGUCUUCAUAGUUCUUGGCUUUAGUAGUUGAUUUUUCAUUUUAAUUGCAAAGUAGUAUUGCUGAUAAUCAAAGGCUCCUGGUAGC
Molecule: messenger RNA, 738 nt
Organism: Rubroshorea leprosula
Lineage: Eukaryota; Viridiplantae; Streptophyta; Magnoliopsida; Malvales; Dipterocarpaceae
Source: the annotation of a GenBank genome assembly